CCUCCGCUGCAGCAGUGCAGCAGCUUUGUUGAUAACUGCUUCCGGGUUACGCGCUCCGCUUCCUGUGAAGCUGUGUUUCAUAAACCUCUAACGGAGACAUAAGGAUGCUGUCCUUGUCUCGUUCGGUGGUGUGUGCUGUGGCCCGAGCCCCGGCUGCUGUCAGCCAGGGAGGUGUGACCACUCUCUGUCGGUACAACAGCACUGCUCAGACUGCUCCAAAGAAAACAAAAUUUGGCCCACUGGCGGAUGAAGACAGAAUUUUCACAAAUCUUUAUGGUCGUCAUGACUGGAGGCUGAACGGUGCCCUCAAGCGUGGCGACUGGUACAAAACCAAGGAGAUCCUUUUGAAGGGGGUGGACUGGAUUCUGAAUGAGAUCAAGGUUUCUGGUCUGCGGGGCAGAGGUGGAGCCGGUUUCCCUACGGGCAUGAAGUGGAGUUUCAUGAACAAGCCCAGUGAUGGCCGGCCAAAGUAUCUGGUGGUGAAUGCAGACGAAGGAGAGCCUGGAACCUGCAAGGACCGAGAGAUCAUGAGGAACGACCCACACAAGCUGGUAGAGGGCUGCCUGAUCGCUGGCCGGGCCAUGGGGGCGCGCGCUGCUUAUAUCUACAUCAGAGGAGAGUUUUACAACGAGUCAUCUAACCUGCAGGUGGCCAUCAAUGAGGCCUAUGCUGCUGGGCUGAUUGGCAGGAACGCCUGUGGUUCUGGUUAUGACUUUGAUGUGUUUGUGAUGCGUGGUGCGGGAGCGUACAUCUGUGGAGAGGAGACCGCCCUCAUAGAGUCCCUGGAGGGGAAGCAGGGGAAGCCGCGCCUCAAGCCUCCCUUCCCCGCCGACGUCGGUGUGUUUGGUUGCCCGACAACCGUUGCCAACGUGGAGACGGUGUCCGUGGCGCCCACCAUCUGUCGCCGUGGAGGCACGUGGUUUUUGGGCUUCGGCAGAGAGAGAAACUCGGGCACGAAACUGUUCAACAUCUCUGGUCAUGUCAACCACCCGUGCACGGUGGAGGAGGAGAUGUCCAUCCCCCUGAAGGAGCUCAUCGAGAGACACGCAGGUGGUGUGCGUGGAGGCUGGGACAACCUGCUGGCUGUAAUCCCCGGAGGUUCCUCAACCCCCCUCAUCCCCAAGAACGUCUGUGAGGAGGUGCUGAUGGAUUUCGACGGCCUUAUUCAGGCCCAGACCGGCCUUGGCACGGCCGCUCUAAUCGUCAUGGACAAAUCUACUGACAUCAUCAGAGCCAUUGCCCGCCUGAUUGAGUUCUAUAAACACGAGAGUUGUGGCCAGUGCACACCAUGCAGGGAGGGAGUGGACUGGAUGAAUAAGAUGAUGUGGCGUUUUGUUCGCGGCGACGCACGGCCAUCGGAGAUCGAUAUGAUUUGGGAGCUCAGUAAGCAGAUUGAGGGACACACCAUCUGUGCGUUAGGUGACGGUGCAGCGUGGCCUGUGCAGGGAUUGAUCCGGCACUUCAGGCCCGUGAUGGAAAGCCGAAUUGCUGAAUACCAGCAGCAGCAGAAGCAGGCUGUGGCCUAAAUGUCUUUUAACUUCUUCAUUCUGCCUCCAUAUGCCCUUAACUUUAUGUCCAUUAAAAAAUAUUUAAACUAAGGAUAACGUACUCUCUUUUCAAGCCAUCAGGAAGCCUUUCGAGUCGCAUCUUAGCUGUGUUGGGUAAAAAUAUCAAUAAAGAUCUAUUACCUGAAAAGUG
Molecule: messenger RNA, 1698 nt
Organism: Fundulus heteroclitus (mummichog)
Lineage: Eukaryota; Metazoa; Chordata; Actinopteri; Cyprinodontiformes; Fundulidae
Gene: ndufv1
Product: NADH:ubiquinone oxidoreductase core subunit V1
Exons: 11
Coding region: 105-1526 (473 amino acids)
Biological process (GO): mitochondrial electron transport, NADH to ubiquinone
Molecular function (GO): FMN binding; 4 iron, 4 sulfur cluster binding; NADH dehydrogenase (ubiquinone) activity
Source: RefSeq, a predicted model, not a curated record